CUUAAAAGCCACGGCUUUUAUCAGUUGGCUCGCUGACUUUGUCCUGUGAACUUCGACGCGCUGGAAGGUCCUGCGAAGUUUCCGCAUUUCCUUGCUGGUGUGGGUGCGACGUGUUUUGUGAGUGCGCGUGUGUGUGUCUGUGAGAGGGCGCCAACUUUUCGGUGAGACUUUGGCCACCAGUAAACAACAACAAAGCAGAAACAUUGGCAAAAAGCAAGAAAGGCGGAAAGGACGAAGGACGAAGGACACAGCCUGCGGUCAGGGAAGCCGCAAUCAAAAAUUGUAAACAAACACUGGAAAUCGAGCAAAAUCAACAAAGGAAGACGACGCCGCCCUGUAGGCAACGAUUCCGCUGCUAGCCAACAUGGAAAUGGACGUCAAUCGCCCGACCGGCCGCCAUGGCAACCUAAUGACCAUAUCCGCCCGCUGCUCCAACAACAAUGCAGCCGGAGUUGGAGCUGGAGCAGGAGUUGGAGCCGCCGGAAGUGAGGCACCGCCCAGCGGCUGCUGCGGCAUCUUGGGCCGCCUCCUCUGCGUGAGUCGCCACAAGGCCACGCAAUCGGUGGCCGGCAGCGAUCCCUUCUCCCAGCUGCAACUGCAGCGCAAGGGAGUCGCCACACCAGCUGCCGUUUCCGGACAGCGACGCCGCAGGACGCCGCAGGAAAUCUACUUCGAGAGUCGCGGCAAGUCCUGCAAGAAGCUGUUGAAAUUCAAUGGCAAUUCCAACAAGAUACUGCUGUAUCCCGAGGAGGGCUGGGCGAGGACCGCCUCAUCCAGCUACUGGACCAUCACGCCCUGCUUCUGGCAGCCCAAUCGCUGCCGCAUCGUCGAGUGCUCCGGAACCCAGCGGCGCGCGACGAAAGCCCGGAUGCUGCCGCUGGAGCAGCAGGGAUCCCUCCUGAUUGCCGGACACUUUCGUCGGACGACGGCGGGGGGCGGCGGAGCUGCAUCGCCGGCGGGGGGCGGGGCAGCGGGCAAUGGUUCGGUGGCUGCCACGCCCACGCCCGCAAUACCUGCCGAUGCAAUCCGGACGGGGUCAACGGGCUGUGACAAGUCGCAGCCCGCGUGGAACGACGAGUUCAAGCUGUAUCUGACGUCGAACAUCUCGAUGGAGGACUACAACAUGGGCUACUGCCUCACCGGAUUCGUGGAGCGCCGCUGCCAGGUGACCAACACCUUCCAGAUGACUCACUUCGCGGUCAUCAAGCGCCAGUGGCCACCGUCGCCGUCCAACCUGGGCAACUCCUAAGGCGCCUGCAUCCCACUUUUGUAAUUGUGAUCCGACCUUUUGUUCCGCAUUGGAAACGAAAUGAAAUUAAUUAAUUAAUUAGGGGUCUGUGGCUGUUUUUGCUCUUCGAGAAAUUGCUGAAUUCCUAACAACAAAGAUCCGCGCACAGUUAACAAUUAAUAAAUAUUUCAGUGUUUCCCGGAAUUCAAUAAGCCAAAAUUAUGCUCUGUGGCAUACUUUAAAGCACUUUAUAGGUGAUUGUUGAAGCGAAAGUGCUUCUUGUGGCAACGUAUAUUUGUAUUUAAAUAUUUCUUGAGGAAAGCAAAAAAUGCUUGGGAGUGAGAACAGACACAGUCCUUUUAGGAAAAUACCACUUAAGUUUCUAGCAUCUAAGUAGAGCCAAAAUGUUUGUUGUGCAAUCCCGAAUUAAAAUCAAAAGAAGUUUCGCAAGGUCUAUAGAAAAUGUAACAUAAAUUGCCGAGGCCACUAGAUCAUAAGGCUUAGAAAAGUAAUGGCGGAGGGGAUCUUUAAGGUUAUACGACAUUUUCUGCAUGUUUAGUGCGUAAAUUGUAAUUUAACUAAAUGUGCAAGAGAAAUCCGGAAAAAGAGGAAACUAGGAAACAAAAACUUUACGUGUGCUUUCAGUGUUGUGUAAUAUGAAAAACGGAAACAAACCGGAAAAAAUAAGCGAAAAAACCAAAUACUAGUAACUGUUAAAUGCUAAAUGAAACUAAACCGCUUUGCCAACUCACACACACACCAGCACACACCAACACAUACUAACAUCAACACAUACUAACACCAACACGCAGGCACCCACUUACACACUCGCACACUUAAGCCUGGACGGCUACUUAAUGCUUCAAAAAGUGCAACAAAUUGAAACUUGUGCUUGUCGAAGCAUGUGAUUGUGAGUGCGCACUAUAAGCUGCUAUAGCAUACAUAUUUACGAGGCUGUGUGUGUGUGCGAGCUGGUACUCUUUUCUACUACAUACGAAUAUGUACUUUAACGGCCAUGUUUGCGAAACCUAUUGCCUUUAAGCUUUAAAAUAUAAGCACAACUCAACGCAGGCAAGCAAGUCAACAGCUUCGAGCGAUGGCCAUUGGCACUGAACAGCAGUUUGACGACAAGCGGGCAUUAAAGUUAAUUAUUUAACGAGCUGUUUAAGGCAAACAAACAUGAUUUUAUGUCUCGUGAGCUGAUUUCCUGUUUCUAGCAAGUUGCAUGGUCACAUUGAAUACCAAGCGUGCUUUUCUUGGCGGCUUGGUCACACUGCGAUUCACAUGAUCGUGCUCUUGUUCGAAAGCGUGGUGAACUCGCAAAAUUGGUGCUGGAAACUGCUGAUUAGUGUCACUGGCCAUUUAGCCGACUCGUCCAAAACCGAGUUUGCCUACUCUACGCUAAUCUAAGGAACUAAGCCCUAAAUCUCUCUAUCUUUCUCUCACUUACUCAACCCACUGACCCACUCGUGCUACGGCUCUAUCCCUCUUAUUCACUCACUUUGAGCAUGAUACGCAACGUAUAUCAACAAUUCGUCCAAUGAUUGGAGACUUUUGGCGCCACAAAUUGCCACGUGUCAAGUUGGUAAGGCCGGAGCUCCAAUUGCCAAAAACCCUAAGUGUUAAAAAACAAUGAAACCAAACGUAAAGGAAACCAAAGCUAAGUCAAAACUCAACGUAGGCUAAGGAUAGUUUAAAAAUCCAUAUUUACAAGCUAGAAUAUGAAUCUAUAUAUAUUAUAUAUAUAUAUCUAUAUAUUUGUGUGUAGGCUGAACCUUUUUGCGUAUAUAUCUGUGUAUUUGUAUAACUGUAUUGCGAUUACAUAUACAAUAACAUUUUUGCUGUAGUUCGCAUAGCUCGCUUUUAGGCGCUUUUACACGCAAGCGAAUAAGGCCGAAACCUCUUAACUCCCUUAUUUGCUUCAGUCAGAUGUCCCUGCCACUUUGCCCCCAACUCAUUGAUAUUUAAGUAUCAGGUACCUGCCACAAUCAACACGAAAACCAAGUAAACAGAAAAACGCGAAUAUACAUAACUAUUUAUUGAACAAUUACGUCUUUGCAAAUAUCUGUGUCCAUUUUAAUUAGAGAGAAUACAAAGAUGUCCAGAAAUCGAGUUAUUUUUCAGAGAUCACUGGUAGUCGAAACACUCUGCCCCAAAAACCCGCAAAUCGAUGUCGUACCCCCGAGUUGUAUAAAUGUUUAUUAGGGAUUCCUGCUCUCUGUGUGUAGCAAAUAUUUCUGCCUAUGCUUAAAACCAAACACAGACACGAGUUGUUCGGCUUAAAGCUGAAUGUCCAACACUUGAAAACAAAUCGAACAAAACACGCAUGAGCUUUUUUGUAGUUCUAUUUAAACACUUUAAAUAGCGAACAAGUCAACAAAUAAAUUCCGUGCUGCGGAGCACUGGGAAUAAAUUAAUGUUAAGCUUCUGUCGAAAUAAGCGAUGUAAGCGAGCAUAAUUAGUCUAAUCGAGAUAUAAGGUAAAUCGGUAGAAAAAAGCAGAAAAAAAGCAGAAAAAACGCAAAUCAAAUCAGACGGAAACGCAAAUGAAAAUAUAAAUCGAAAUCAAACACGCCGAUGUUAAUGCAACUGCAUAAAUCAAAAGGGAAAAGGG
Drosophila erecta is the source of this 3841-nucleotide messenger RNA. RefSeq lists its product as uncharacterized. NCBI's taxonomy places the organism in Eukaryota, Metazoa, Arthropoda, Insecta, Diptera, Drosophilidae. The transcript is spliced from 2 exons. The record is from RefSeq and is a predicted model, not a curated record. The coding region runs from base 365 to 1249 and encodes 294 amino acids.